GGCAAGGAUGGUCUCCUGUUUUUCAUCUUCUUUGCAGCUGCCAAUUAAUACUAGCGAAUCAUGUCUCGCAUUAUCCCUCGUCUAAAAACGAAGACUCUCGCUAGAUUAUGACCCUAGCCACGAUCCCAUGUCAACAAUAAAACUUAAAUCAGGUGACGACCCCUGCGGUCUUUUUGACUGCCUUCAAUAUUUGGGGGAACAAGAUUCAGGAGACGAUGCGUGCUUGAUAAUCUGGAACUACAAAAGCUUCCAGCUCACGAAAAUACAAAUGACGGCCAAUGACCAAUUCCCAGGGUCCACUUUCAGCCCCAAGACAAUCUGUCUUUGUCAAAAAGGUUUUCCGGGGGCGGAGAACCGCUCCUCGAAAAAACCCAGAACAAAUGAAAGGCGGGAAAUGAUUAAUGUGGCAAGUGGGUUGUUGAUCUCAAGUGAACAUUUCAUGCCUUCCGACCAUGUCGGUACAAACAUUGGCCAGCAAAAGUGGGACAGCCUGCAGGUUGUAUAAUUAUUGCAGCUUUCUCGACCUGCCUGUUUGUUGUUCAUUCCCCCCAAACUUUCAAACAUCCCUACAACCACGAUGUUCGGGUAUUUGACUGCCAGCUUCUUGAUUGUCGGCCUGUCCUUUAGGUCCGUUGUUGCAGGAACAAGCGUUUCAGGUCCACGUUCGACUGCAGAUGGUGUUGCACCUGUUGUGACGGAGGUCGACAGUACGGGACAUGUGCCACUCUUCAACUUUGAGACUUUACAAUUAACGGAAGAGGGGCUCUCACAACUGGAUAAAAACACCAGUGCCUUAUUUCAAUUCGACAACUCUGAUGAAGCCACUGAUGAGCUGGAAAGGCGAAGUUCGAGAUCGUGUAAAGUCUUCCCAGGCGACUUCCUCUGGCCUAGCGAUAUUUUCUGGGACAUUUUCAACUGGGUUCUGGGUAACGACGCCCUGAUUAAGACGGUACCUCUUGCCUCGCCUUGCUACAAUGGAGCAUAUUACAAUGCAGCAAAGUGCGCCACAUUGUACGCCAACUGGACAAACAGCAUCAUCCAUAUGAAUGACCCUACAUCUAUGAUGUCGCCAGUCUAUCAAGGACUUACAUGUGAAGCAACCCUCGAUCCAACCAAAACAUGUACGCUUGGGGCCUUCCCGUACUAUGCAGUGAACGCUACACAGGUCUAUCAAAUUCAGCUAGCUGUCAACUUUGCUAGAGUGACAAACAUCCGUCUCGUUGUGAAGAACACUGGACAUGAUUUCUCGGGGAAGUCUGGUGGUGCUGGAGCUCUUUCAAUUUGGACUCACAAUCUGAAAGACAUCCAGUACAUUCCGCACUAUGCUGCAGCUGGGACGAAUUACAAAGGCCCGGCUUUCAAGGCUGGAGCUGGCGUACAAGCCUUCGAGAUCUACGAGGAGGCUUAUAAGAGAGGACUUGUAGUUGUCGGUGGCGAGGGCGUGACGGUUGGAGUGAUGGGAGGCUAUAUUCAAGGAGGCGGGCAUUCGCCACUCAGUUCUCUCCACGGAAUGGCGUCAGACCAGGUCUUGUCCAUGGAAGUUGUUACACCAGAUGGAAGAUUCGUGACUGCAGAUUUCAAGCAGAACACUGAGCUAUUUUGGGCUCUCCGUGGCGGUGGAGGAAGCACAUUUGGUGUUGUGACAUCGGUCACGAUCAAAGCAUAUCCUGAUCUCCCUGUCACAGCAUCAACUUUCUCCUUCAAGGUGGGAGGAAACAUCACGUCCGAGAACUUUUGGAAAGGAUUUCGCUUGUUUCUCGACCACUUCCCGUCUCUUUCUGCUAAGGGAAUUUAUGCAUAUUGGUUUAUCCUUAGUGGUUCUACUACCCCUACCUUUCUCAUGCAGCCAUUUUGGGCUCCUGGAAAGACUCUCGACGAGACGAAUGCUCUCCUGGCACCAUGGUUUGCCCAAUUGAACGCGCUCAACAUAACCUUCACGCCAAAGACUAUCCAUUACGACUCGCAUUAUACCGGUUGGAAGGAAUCUUUUCCACGGGAAGCAGUCUCCAAGACCCAUGUCUGUACGGGAUCCCGUCUCUGGCCCAAGCAGAACUGGAAAACUGCCAAGCAUCUCGAUGAUACCUUCAAUGCAGUCAAGACGUCCUCAAUCAACGGCUUGACCAUCAUCGGCUUCAUCAUUGAUCCUAAUCUUAAAAAUGGUGGGAAUACAGUGAGCGCCGUCAAUCCCGCCUGGCGCAACACCUACUCCCACAUGUUACAGUCUGUUAACUGGGCUGAGGGUGCAAGUGCAGAAGUCCAACUUGCAACUAGGCAGAAUUUUACAUUUGGCCACAUGCAGCGCUGGCGAGAUCUAUCUCCUGGCGCAGGGUCGUAUCUGGGAGAGUCGGAUAUUCUGGAGCCAAAUUUCCAGCAGAGCUUUUACGGGAGCGCGUACGAUCGCUUGUUGGCGUUGAAGAAGAAGCUCGAUCCAAAGCACGUAUUCUUUGCUCAGACGGCAGUUGGGAGUGAAAACUGGAAGGUCGUUACUGAAAAUGGACUGCCGAGCGGUAAUGGCAGGCUUUGUCGCGUUUAGACUUGUGAAAUUGAUGCAAAUAGACAGCAUCCCGUUGCCAUUCUGGGCUCAUGAUUGUCCCAAUCUAGGGUUUACUUUCACGGAAUGAGAAAUAGAAAAUAAAGUAGUAAUAUCAGAAGUAAUUCAUU
This is a messenger RNA of Cadophora gregata, 2661 nucleotides long. RefSeq lists its product as uncharacterized. Bases 578 to 2533 code for a protein of 651 amino acids. The record is from RefSeq and is a predicted model, not a curated record. Gene Ontology annotation, molecular function: FAD binding; oxidoreductase activity. The transcript is spliced from 4 exons. NCBI's taxonomy places the organism in Eukaryota, Fungi, Ascomycota, Leotiomycetes, Helotiales, Ploettnerulaceae.